AUGAAAAGAAUUUUGAUUUACUCAUAUUCCUUUCAAUAUGGUGAUCCCAAACCUGUUGGGUUUGGAGGAGUGUAUCGCCACGCCCUGCCUUGGCUGGGGGAAGGGCUUCUGAUUGCGGGGGGAAAGAAAUGGGCAAGAUCUCGUCGGCUACUGACGCCAGCGUUCCAUUUCGACAUUCUCAAACCAUAUAUUGGUGUGUACAGAGAAUGUGCAAGCCUGUUAGAGGAGAAUGUUCAGAAGUUUGCUAAAGAAGAGAGAAGUUUCGAAGUCUUCAGUCAAGUGUGUUUAUGUACCCUGGAUAUCAUUCUCAGAUGCGCUUUCUCCUACGAAACGAAUUGUCAGGCAGAAAGUGGGGAGGUUCAUCCUUACGUGAAAGCAGUCAACGAAAUAGCAGAACUUUGGUUCUACAGAAACCGAACGCCAUGGCUGUAUCCAGAUCUUGUAUAUUACAACACAGAGGAUGGAAAACGAUUUCUGAAGAACUGUAAAUAUGUUCAUGAUGUUGCAACAGGAGUCAUGCGGAAGAGACGCGAAGACCUGGAAACACUAGAUCUGACAUCAAAACGAUAUUUGGAUUUUCUGGAUAUUCUACUCACCGCAAAAGAUGAAAAUGGAGUAGGACUCUCAGAUGAGGAAAUUCGUAACGAAGUUGACACAUUUUUGUUUGAAGGGCAUGAUACAACAGCCAGCGCAAUAUCGUGGAUUCUGUAUUCACUCGCUCAGCAUCCAACACAUCAAAUAGAAUGCCAAAAGGAGAUAGAUCAAGCAAUAUCAGAGAGCGAGGACGGGGAAAUAGGGUGGGAAGAUCUUGGAAAAUUAUCGUUCUUGACUCAAUGCAUCAAGGAGGGGAUGCGGCUGCAUUGUCCUGUCCCCUUCAUCGCUCGAGUCAACCCUUCACCAAUUAGUAUGGAGGGAUAUACAAUACCCGCUGGAACAAACUUGGUGGCCAACAUUUGGUGCCUCCACCACAACCCAGCCGUCUGGGGCCAGGACCACAUGGAGUACAAACCGGACCGGUUCUCUAAGGAGAACUUAGUCAAACUGGAUUCAUUUGCUUUUUUACCAUUCUCAGCGGGACCUAGAAAUUGUAUUGGGCAGCACUUUGCAUUGAAUGAAGAGAAAAUAGUCCUUGCCAAGCUUCUCCAUAGAUUUUCAUUUUCACUGGACAAGGACCACAAAGUUGAACAUAAUGCUGUGGCAGUGAUGAGAGCAUUAGAAGGCAUACGAUUAUAUGCAAAAGAGAGAUGA
Messenger RNA from Ostrea edulis (European flat oyster), 1248 nucleotides. RefSeq names its product cytochrome P450 4F6-like. The coding region runs from base 1 to 1248 and encodes 415 amino acids. The record is from RefSeq and is a predicted model, not a curated record. Gene Ontology annotation, molecular function: monooxygenase activity; oxidoreductase activity, acting on paired donors, with incorporation or reduction of molecular oxygen; iron ion binding. The transcript has 10 exons. Lineage: Eukaryota; Metazoa; Mollusca; Bivalvia; Ostreida; Ostreidae.